AUGGUCUUCUUCCUCACCCUCGCCUACAUCGCCAUCUCAAUUGACGCCUCUGGCCUCAUCCGAUACCUGGCCUUCAAGGUCCUUCAAAAGGCAGGCAAGGUCGGCCACCGACUAUUCUUCUACCUGUUUGUCUUCUUUUUCGGUCUCGGUAGCUUCAUCGGAAACGACCCGAUUAUCCUAUCUGGUACAGCAUUCCUCGCAUACAUGACCCGUGUGUCAAGCAAUAUCGUCCACCCCAGAGCCUGGAUCCACAGCCAAUUUGCCAUAGCUAAUAUCGCCUCCGCAAUUCUUGUCUCCUCCAACCCCACCAACUUGGUCCUAGCUGGCGCCUUUAAGAUCAAGUUCAUUGUCUACACCGCAAACAUGAUCGUUCCAGUCCUGGUAACGGCAAUCAUUCUUUUCCCGUUCCUGCUCUACAUCAUUUUUGCCGACGAAUCCCUCAUUCCUUUCUCCAUCACAAUGCAUGAGCUCUCUGAGGCCCAGAAGAAGAAAGCACCCGUAAACCCCAACAUCCCUCAUGCCAGAGGAACAACUGAAGAGCAAGAGGAAGCCGACGAUAAGGAGGGAAAGCAACUAUCCCUAGAAGAGAUCAUGAACCCAUUCUUAGACAAGAAGGGUGCAUCUUUCGGGGGGUUCAUCAUGGCCGCCACGCUCAUCACCCUCCUGGCAAUCAAUGCAUCAGGCAAAGAGCAUCCCGUUUUUUGGGUUACAUUGCCCGCUGCCUUUGUGAUGUUCUGCUGGGAUCUCGUAUUUGGAUGGCUCCAUCGCCACGAAACCCGUGAAAUUGCCGCGAAGGGUCGACGGGAUAUUGAAGAUGCACGGACAGAGCGAGUAACGCGUAAGCGAGAUGAGCAGCAAGCGCUCGCAGAAAAAGUGCAUCCAGAGACUUUGGGGUUACACCAGUCUGAGACAUACGAUGGCUCAGACCUGCACCGCCGCAAUGAGCGUAGAGAUGAUGAUGUCCCGCUUGAGGGCACCAAGAGUGAUAUCGCCUGCAAAAAUCCCUACCCAGAAUGCGGAAUUCAAUCUUCCAACUCCGUGGUCAUCGACAAGGGAAAGUUCCCGGAACUACAGCCACGCCGUGUUGUUGCAACGAACAGCAAAAAUCGAGCUCGCGCAACUUCUCCCGGGGCCCUAGACUCGAGACAAACCACCGAGACGAUGAUACUGGACGAGAAGCGGGGAUUUCCGGACCGUCAGGACAACGUCCCACGCUCGUUGGUCUCGCUCGCUGGCGAUGUCUAUGGCUGGUCGCAGGAGACAUUCCCCACCGUGACGGUCGUAGUAUCCCACAUGCCUUUCGCACUGGUCCCCUUCGCUUUCUCGAUGUUUAUCCUGGUGCAGGCACUUGUCACCAAGGGCUGGGUGCCGGUGUUCGCGUACGGAUGGGACCACUGGGUAGGAAAGACCGGGACAAUAGGCAGCAUCGGUGGAAUGGGAUUCCUGUCUGUGAUUCUGUGCAAUGUGAGUGUUGACUCCGCUGACCGUUGGACCACCACUUUUCCACUUCUCUACUCCCCUUCCAACGCACUACUAACUCGCCAUCUUUUAAUUCCCAGUUCGCCGGCACAAACAUUGGCACCACGAUUCUCCUCUCGCGCGUAA
Messenger RNA from Penicillium digitatum Pd1, 1605 nucleotides. NCBI's taxonomy places the organism in Eukaryota, Fungi, Ascomycota, Eurotiomycetes, Eurotiales, Aspergillaceae. The record is from RefSeq and is a predicted model, not a curated record.